CUCGGGGUAAACCCCCCGGCCAGCGGGCGGCGCUGUGGGCGCUUCAGUGACUGUACGCUGGGUUGUAUUUUCCGGUGGUUUGAAACUGAAGCUGGACUGAUUUUUCUGCUCAGAUUACCAGACUGGUGUUUACACCCUAGGUUUAUUGGAAACCGUGGGGAACUUGCUCAGUGUAGCGACUAUCAAUGUACCUAUUCCAUCCAACGUGACGCCUUCAGAGACUGACCCAGCCACAAACCACAACAUGAGUAGCGUGGCUCAAAGAAAAAGACGGUCAACUUCUUCAUGUUCAAGACGCAACAACAAAAGGACUAGGACUCAGACGGUCAUGGAAACUAUCGAUGUGUUAGAAAGUGACAGACUGAGCAGUGAAGAGGUAGUAGACUUAACCUGUGAAGCAUCUGAGCCAGCUGUUGUGGACCUCACUAAUAAUGAUUCUGUUGUGCUUGUGGAAGAAGGCACGCAUAGCAGACGUGGACAAGGCACAGAGAGUUACGUCUUAAGCAGCGAUGAGGACGAAGAGCCAAGUCUAAACCUCAAUCCAGCUGUACUGUCAUCACUUCGAGCAAGCAGCACAGCCAGGUCAACACCAGGAGCUGUUAGCUGCCCUGUAUGCAUGGAUGCCUAUGCUGAGAUCAUCGAGAGCGGCCGGCUCAUGGUCUCCACCAAGUGCGGACACCUCUUCUGCAGCCAGUGCAUUCGUGACUCCCUGGCCAGAGCUCAUUCCUGUCCCACAUGCAGGAAAAAGCUCACACACAAGCAAUAUCACCCAAUAUACAUCUGACAUGUCACAAUAAGAUGUACUUUAACUGACCAGUGUGACCUGAGCAGUGCACUUUCAAAACCGGUUUGUAUGUCUCUGCCAAAUUAUUUACUGAAAGAUCAUUAAGCGUCACUUGGAUCUUGAAGUUUCAUAUGAAUAUUAGUCGCAAAUGCCAAUUUAAGAUGAUCCACCUUUUAGGAGGACAAAAAAGAAGUCUAAUCCUUGGUGAAGGAUUGUUUUUACAUAGUCUGUAUUUGAGCAGCACUUAACUGUAGAAAUGCGAUUAAUCUGGGGUUAGAAAUUGGUUCCUAAUUAUCUUCAUUUCACACUUUCACUUUAGGGAUUCAAAAAUGCAUUAAAAAUACUAAGUGAGACUGCUGAGUCUGUCAGUCUAGUUGUCACAUAAAGUGGCAGUCUUGUGGAAAUGGUUUAAACCUAAUCUUGGAUUAAAUUUCAAUUUCAUUGGAGAAUUACCUUUAGAUAUUGUGUUUAUCUUGGGCUUAAGCUGGGUCCGCAAAACUGGCCCAAAACGUUUAAUUCUGGCCGUAGUUUAAAUGUGCGAUUUGGGGCUACAUUCCUUUUAACUGUCCAACACAAUUGUGUAAGCUUUGUGAUCUGCUUUUGGGGUGUGUCAGUUUUGCAGUAUAUACUAAAUGCGGGUGCAGUUAGGCUCGUUUGUUCUUCAUGCAUCCAAUAAUUGUAAAUAUGUGUAUGUAUUUAAUGUACAAAAGUUGAGUAAGUUAAGAACUAUCUUCCAGAAAGUUGUUAAAAUGAGCUUGUUUCAAUAAAAAACUUACUGUGUUUA
This is a messenger RNA of Astyanax mexicanus (Mexican tetra), 1568 nucleotides long. It is a transcript of the gene rnf4, whose product is annotated as ring finger protein 4. Lineage: Eukaryota; Metazoa; Chordata; Actinopteri; Characiformes; Acestrorhamphidae. Gene Ontology annotation, molecular function: transcription factor binding; zinc ion binding. The transcript is spliced from 8 exons. Gene Ontology annotation, biological process: positive regulation of transcription by RNA polymerase II. The record is from RefSeq and is a predicted model, not a curated record. Bases 245 to 784 code for a protein of 179 amino acids.